This is a messenger RNA of Solanum verrucosum, 1623 nucleotides long. RefSeq names its product 7-deoxyloganetic acid glucosyltransferase-like. The record is from RefSeq and is a predicted model, not a curated record. Bases 1 to 1623 code for a protein of 540 amino acids. Gene Ontology annotation, molecular function: UDP-glycosyltransferase activity. The transcript has 4 exons. NCBI's taxonomy places the organism in Eukaryota, Viridiplantae, Streptophyta, Magnoliopsida, Solanales, Solanaceae.
AUGGAGCAUCACAACACAGUAGAAGAAGCAAAAAUAAUGUGUCCUCACGUUCUCCUCUUCCCUCUUCCAAUACAAAGCCCUAUCAAUUCCAUGCUUCAACUUGCUGAGCUUUUUUGCCUCGCCGAUUUACAAGUUACUUUCCUCAACACGAAUCACAAUCAACAGCUUCUCUAUCGUCACACCAACGUCGAAUCAAGAUUCAAGCAAUAUCCCAAAUUUCAAUUCCGGACAAUUUCCGAUGGUCUUCCCAAGGAUCAUCCCCGGUCGUCUCUUCUGUUUGGAGAGCUUAUUACUUCCUUGCAAGCUGCGGCAGAGCCUUUUCUUAGAGAAAUAUUAACAGAGUCCGGUGUCACGUGUGUUAUACCUGAUGGAUUAUUUUAUUAUGCAGUGGAUAUUUGUAAUGAGGUUGGAGUUUCUGUUAUUUCCUUUGAUACUAUUAGUCCUUGUUGCCUAUGGGUUUACCUCUGUUUCCCCAAACUCAUUCAAUCUGGAGAUAUUCCCUUCAAAGGAAAUGACUUGGACGUAUUGAUAGAAAAUGUACCUGGCAUGGAAGAUCUUCUACGGCGUCGUGAUUUUCCAUUCUAUCGCCUCACAAAUUGUGCAACGGACCUCUAUUGCCAACUUGCUCUCAAGGAAAUCCAAAGUAUACCUCGAUCCCAUGGACUCAUAUUAAAUACAUUUGAAGAUUUAGACGGUCCGUUACUCUCUCUUAUUCGCUCUCAUUGUCCACAAACGUAUGCGGUUGGACCACUACACUUGCAACUCAAAACUAGGCUUGCUGAUAAAACAAUGUCCUCUUCGAAUAGUUUGUGGGAAGAAGAUCACAGUUCAAUUCAAUGGCUCGAUGCACAGCCCAUAGAAUCAGUAAUCUAUGUAAGUUUUGGAAGUCUUGCAACUUUGACAAAGAAGGAAAUUUUGGAGUUUUGGCAUGGAUUAGUAAAUAGUGGAAUCAGAUUUUUGUGGGUCAUGAGGUCCGACUUAUUGAGGGAAGAAGAGUUUAGCCACCAAUUUGUGAAGGAGCUAACAGAUGGUUGCGAAGAAAGAGCUUACAUAGUGAGUUGGGCUCCACAAGAGAAAGUACUAUCCCACCCAGCUAUUGGUGGAUUUUUAACUCACAGUGGAUGGAACUCGACCAUGGAAAGUAUUGUUGAAAGAAAGCCUAUGAUCUGUUGGGCUGUUUAUGUGGACCAACGAGUCACUAGUAGAUUUGUGGGUGAGGUGUGGAAAAUUGGGUUGGACAUGAAAGACAUUUGUGACAGAUACAUUAUUGAGAAGGUGGUGAAAGAAUUGAUGGUAACAAAUAAGGAUAAGUUGAAGAAAUCGGUUGACAAGUUAUCUAUGUUGGCAAAAAUUAGUGUUGGAGAAGGAGGUUCAUCGUACAAUGCUUUUGAAUAUCUCGUCGAUGACAUUAAAAAGUUAGGAAGAAAGGAUAUCAAUCCUAACUGCACAUGGAAUAAGGUUGCAAGAAGGGUGAAAUCUGCUGUUCAUAUGAGCGCACAGGACCGGCUGGAGUGCCUUAUGUUGAGCCGAAGAUUGUCUUCAGAUUUGUCGAUUCCAAAGCCAAGUAAUGGAGCUGUGGUUCAGCUGAAGAUGAAGCUGCCUAGAGGUGAAGGUCGAAUUUAG